This is a messenger RNA of Sorghum bicolor (sorghum), 4545 nucleotides long. RefSeq names its product pentatricopeptide repeat-containing protein At3g29230. The record is from RefSeq and is a predicted model, not a curated record. Gene Ontology annotation, biological process: RNA modification. Gene Ontology annotation, molecular function: RNA binding; protein binding. The coding region runs from base 18 to 1928 and encodes 636 amino acids. Lineage: Eukaryota; Viridiplantae; Streptophyta; Magnoliopsida; Poales; Poaceae. The transcript is spliced from 4 exons.
CCGCCUCCAUCACGCCGAUGGAACAGGAGCUGCUGCAGAUCCUUCGCGGCCUCAAGUCCCCGCGCCACCUGCUGCAGACCCACGCCCAGCUCCUCGCCCGCGGCCUCUGCGCGAGCCCGCGCCUCCUCCCGGCCCUCGUCUCCGCCGCGUUCUCCGUCGCCUCCUCGUCCCCGCGCCAUGCCGCCGCCGCGGCGAUCCUCCGCGCCGCCGGCGCCGGCGCCUCCACCGUAGCGCACAACAUCUUCAUCGAGCGCCUCGUCGGGCGCGGCGGCGGCGGCGGCCGUGGCUGCUCCGCGGCGGACGCGUUCGCGGCCUACACCGCGAUGCGUGCCGCAGGGGUGUCCCCCAACGGGUUCACCUUCACCUUCCUGCUUCGCGCGUGCGAAUCACUGAGGCGGCUGCCGCUGUGCCGGUGCGUCCACGGACAGAUCGUGAGGUGUGGGUUCGGCUCCGACGUUGUCGUGCAGAACGCUCUCCUGAACGUGUAUUACAAGUGCGGUGACCCGGGUGACGUUGGGGUCGCUCGCAAGGUGUUUGAUGGAAUGGCUGAUAGGGACGUGGUUUCAUGGAACUCCAUAGUUGGUGUGUACAUGUCGAGCGGAGACACAACAGGUGCCAUGGAGUUGUUUGAGGCGAUCCCGGAGAGGAAUGUUGUCUCCUGGAACACUAUUGUCGCUGCAUUCACGAGGGCAGGGGACAUGGUGUCGGCACACGCUGUGUUUGAUAGGAUGCCGAUCAGGGAUGCCAUUUCUUGGAAUCUCAUGAUUUCAGGGUAUGCAGGAAGUGGCAAUGUUGAGUCUGCGCGAACACUUUUUGAUCUAAUGGAUCGGAAGGAUGUGGUUUCGUGGACAGCUAUGGUCUCUGCCUAUGCAAAGAUUGGGGAUCUAGAUUCAGCUAGAGUUCUGUUUGAUCAGAUGCCUGAUAAGAACUUGGUUUCAUGGAAUGCAAUGAUAACAGGGUACAACCACAACUCGAGGUAUGAUGAGGCACUUCGCACAUUUCAGCAGAUGAUGCUUGAGGGAAGAUUCAUGCCUGAUGAAGCAACAUUAGUAAGUGUCGUGUCAGCCUGCGCUCAGCUGGGCAGUGUUGAAUACUGCAACUGGAUCAGUUCUUACAUUAGUAAAAGCAACACUCAUAUAACUGUUGCAUUAGGAAAUGCUCUCAUAGACAUGUUUGCAAAAUGUGGAGAUGUAGGAAGAGCACGGUUAGCUUUUGAUAAAAUGAAAACAAGAUGUGUCAUUACAUGGACAACAAUGAUUUCUGGUUUUGCUUAUAAUGGACAGUUUAGAGAAGCCCUGUUGAUCUACAGUGAUAUAUGCAGAGAAGGAGUCACACUGGAUGAUACAAUCUUUAUUGCUGCACUUGCUGCUUGUGCUCAUGGAGGUUUGUUGCAAGAAGGUUGGAGCAUCUUUAAGCAAAUGGUUGAGCACUAUGGGAUUGUGCCAAGAAUGGAGCAUUAUGGAUGCAUAGUGGAUCUACUUGGUCGGGCUGGUAAGUUACAGGAGGCAGUUCGAUUUAUUGAAAGCAUGCCUCUUAAGCCUGCGGUUGUCAUUUGGGUUACUUUGCUUAGUUCUUGCAUUACACAUGGUGAUGCAGAGUUGACAGAGUAUGUCAGUGCAAGAGUAGUUGAAAUAGAACCUUUUAAUUCUAGUUAUCAAGUGUUGGUUUCCAAUUGUAGUGCCCUAGAGGGAAGGUGGGGCAGUGUGAUGGAUGCACGCAAAACAUUGCGUGACAGGGGAGUUGAGAAAACACCUGGUAGUAGCUUGAUUCAGGUAGGAAAUGAGGUACAUGAGUUUUUGGCUAAAGACACAAGGCACAAGAAAAGGAAAGAGGUAUAUGAAACUUUGGAUGGUUUAAUAGCCCUCAUCAGACAUACAGAGCAUACCCCUUGGAUAAGUUAUUGCAGCACACUUGAGUUCUUUGAGUAGUUGCAACCUUACUAAGUGAACAAUAAGUUCCAGUUAAAUCAACAAUUUUAAUGGCAUCCAUAGCCAUUAAGGGACAACUCUAGGAUAGGUUGAGUUAUUCACUAUCUUGCCAGGUUGGUUGUGUGCUGUGCACUUGGCAUGUGAAUGAAAGCUGAUUCAGCUGUCACCUAUUAUGAUGUAGAAUAUCAUGGAACUGGGGGGCAUCAAAUGAAUUGCAGUUGCAGUAUGUUGGCCAGUAUUUCCAUUUUGAAUAGAAAAUGGACUGUGUUUUAUUUAAGAUUGAUGAGGCCACCAUUGACACAAGCUGUGUUUUGUUUAAGAUUGAUGAGGCCACCAUUGACACAAGCUGACCAUGUGCCAAUCUUUAGGAGGAAGAACCUACUUUGCAUCUCAGAUGUUUCAUUGAAGCUGGGGAAUUGGGUCUCUCAGGAGUCAUGUUUGCAGUUUGAUAUAUUUAAUAUACUUUCAUCACAAAAUUGUCUCAACUUUGAUAGAAUUGACUCUCGUAUGCUGCAGCUGUUGAGGAUAUCUUAUUUUGGUGAAGUUGAACGAGUUUGUUUGCCAUGUGCUAAUCUUUCAAGUCUGUAGGAUUGACCGGAACAAACUUAUAAAUCCUCCAUGUGCCCAGUUCUUCAGUUGACAUGCUAGAUUUCUGAAUGCAGUUGCUAUCUUAUGGUCCCAUAAAUAAUGGUACUCUCUGUCACAUAUGCUGGAACCUGCAAGCAUCACAUCAUGUCCAACCACCCAAGAGUACUACAGUGCUGGGUGCUGCUCAACUAAUUGCGGUGGUACUUCUUGUGUUUCUCUUGUGCACCAAGCUUGGACCAUGCAUGGACAGCCUUUAGAGCAAAUGGAGGUGACCGCAAGAGGUAAUCUAAUCUUAUUUUGUCCAUAGCUGCAGAAAUGGUUAGUUGUAACCUGUUUCAUUUACUCUGAGUGAUCUGCCAAAUGGAGAGAACUGCCUCGGUGCAUAGUUGAUGGCGUGACGCCCUAAGUGUGAGGAAAGUGUGAAUUGAUGUCUCCAAAUUUUGGUUAGACAAGCUUCACCUCUUGCUGGCAUGGUUGAGUUGCCUACCUGCCUGGACUAGAGGCAUCAAUGAGUGUGUCAACUGUCAACUCUGCCAUGUGAAUUCCUCUGUUUCCUGACCAGUCCUUGGACCCAGAAGGACAUUGGCUCUUCAAUUAUCUUAAUGAAUUCUGAUUACAUUUCGGUUCAUUGCAAUUAUCCCUUUGUUUCACAAAGCUGGAGCAGCGCACUGAAGCCAUGAAUGUGGGUUGUUGUCUAGCGAAGGCAAUGGUUGGCUGACUUUCAUCUCAGGCUGGGGAAUUGCAUUGGUCUCUCAGGACUCGUGUUUGCAAUUUGAUAUAUUUAACAUACUUCCCUCACAAAAUUGUAGCAACUUUGAGAGAAUUGACUCCCUGAUGCUGCAGCUGUUGAGCAUAUCUUAUUUUGGUGAAGUUGAACGAGUUCGUUUGCAAUGUGCUUUGACCUUUCAAGUCUGUAAAAUUUUCCAGAACUAACUUAUAUUAUAGAUCCUCCAUGUGCCCAGUUGUUCAGUUGGCAUGUUAGAUUUGUGAAUCCAGUUGCUAUCUUCUGGUCCCAUAAAUAAUGGUACUCUCGUCACACAUGCUGGAACCCGGAAGCAUCACAUCAUGUCCAACCACCCAAGGGUACUACAGUGCUGGGUGCUGCUCCACUAAUUGCGGUGGUACUUCUUGUGUUUCUCAUGUGCACCAAGCUUGGACCAUGCAUGGACAGCCUAAGCAAAUGGCGUGACCACAAGAGGCAUUUCUCCCUUGGUGCAUAGUUGAUCGCUCGACGCCCUAAAUGGGAGGAAAGUGUGAUUGAUGUCUCCAAAUUUUGGUAAGAUAGUAACAAGCUUGGCCUCUUGUUGGCUUGGUUGAGUUGCCUACCUGCCUGGACCUGAGGCUUCAACGAGUGUGUCCCUUAAAAAAAACAGUGUGUCAACUUUUCCUCUGUUUCCUGACCAGUCCUUGGACCCAGAAGGACAUUGGCUCUUCAAUUAUCUUAAUGAAUUUACUAUUAUGCAAUUAUCCCCUUGUUUCACAAAGCUGGAGCAGCCGCACUGAAGCCGUGAAUGUGGGUGGUGGUUGUCUAGCGAAGGCAUAAUGGUUGGCUGAAUUUCUGUAGUGUUGGGCCGUUCAGUAAUCAUGAUGCCAGUGAGGCAUUGCCGCAUUGGAGAUGCCUGGGAAAAAAAAAACUGGAUUCAACAACGAAUUAGAAUGAAUGUGCCUGUGCAUGGUUAAGUUCUAUAAAAUACAAAAUUCAUGGAUUUUUCUCAUAUUCCAGAAACCCAUGUCAGAAUGUCAGAUGAGACCAAAUAGGCAGCUACGACACUGUCAACCAAAUACUAUAAUCCCAGUGUUGACAAAGAUGGCCAAUGUGUGAGGGAUAUUCAUACGAUUAAUUCAUCUGAUGUCACUUUAAUUAAUAAUACAUUCUGUGUGUGUCAGUGUGUGACCACAUCCGGGUCCCCUGCAUUGGUCACAUGCUUUGCCAGUUUUUGUUAGCUGUCUACUUUUGUUGGAAACCAGUCUACCUUGUUCUUUUUCUUGUGGAGAGACGGAGCGUUGUGCACUUUACCUACAUUAGUCA